Messenger RNA from Cinara cedri, 6353 nucleotides. The record is from the annotation of a GenBank genome assembly. NCBI's taxonomy places the organism in Eukaryota, Metazoa, Arthropoda, Insecta, Hemiptera, Aphididae.
CUAAUUUGAAUGGUUAUUCACAAUAAAAAUAAUAAAGAAUAAGAACAAAGUAUUUAAUUAUUUCAAUUUUUUGACAAUAUUUACAAUUUGAAAUUUGAAUAAGUAAUACUAUUAUUUUUAGUUACUAUAAAAUUUGUUUUUAUUAUCUAACUGUUAACACAUCAUGAAUUCCAUGCAACAAAUACAUAAUUAUUUGAUAAUAAUCAAUUGUAAUUGAUGAUAAGUUUGUGUUUUCUCCACGGUCUUAUCACUGUAUAAGAUGCCAAAUGGUACCAAGCACAAAACAGUAAGUACGAACUACGAGCUGAUCACCUGACUUAUUGUAAUAUCUAAUAUAAAAGAAAAUACUUAUAAUUAAAAUACCUACUUGUCUGCCUAAUAUUAACUUUUCCAAGUUUGGCUGAUAUUUAAGUUAAUUAUUGUCUAAAAUGGCUGUAGAUUCUAAAUAUGCUCAUUUAAGUGGAAUCGUAAGUAUAAAGUAAUACAUUUUAGAAGAAUAUCUUUUGAAUCAAAUGCAUAAUUUUCAUAUCUACUUUACUGAUGUUUUAGAUCUUUCAUACUUGAAAAUACUAUUAAUAGAUUUUAGUAAUUCGACAUUAGUAUAAUAGUAUAGAAAACACUAUAAAAUGCUGAAAUUUCCACUAUAUUAUAAUCAAAAAACUUAAAAUUAUGUUUUAUAUUCACUAAAACCAAAAAAAACAAAAAAUUGUUUUCUGUUUACUUAUUUUGUAUUAGGAAUAGUUUAGUAAUUUUAAAUUAUUUAAUUAGAAAUUUAUAUUUAAUUAAUAAAUCAUAAAAUAAACUUGAAUUCAAUUUUUUCAUAUAAUUUAAUCUAGAUUUAUGAAAAAUACAAAAUAAAUCAUACUUAGUGUAUAAAAUAAAAAAAUAGCACUUAAAAUGUAUAAUAUUUCAAAUAUGAAAUAUAAAAUUGUAUAAUUAGAAUCCUUGAUGGCUGAUGCAUAAAACAUAUUAUGUACAGCUCACUCUGUCAUUUUUAUCUGUAUCCUAUAUUUAUUGACAAAUGCUACAGAAUCCAAACCCUGAUAAUUAGAGUGUGAAUAAGUACAUUUAAGUUAAAUGAUAGCAUUUCAUUAAAUAACAUUAAUGCUAUUUAUUCAAGGCUUACGAUCAACCUGAUGUGUAUGAAACUUUUGAUUUGCCAGAAGACGAUCAACAGCUUGAUUAUGCCGAAGAGGUAAGAUUUUAUAUGCUGUUCAUAAACAUUAAACAUUAAUUAUCAAUUACUGAAUAAUUAUUAUUUUUAUUUUGUAAUUUUCAUCCUUAAAAUGAUUGAGUAAUUAAGUAGUAUAUAAUUUAAGGUAAAUAUAAAUAUAUACAAUGUGCCAAUAAAAUUAAUUUUAGUAUUAUAUAUAUUUUUAUAUAACAUUAAAAUGUUUUAUGGUUUUAAUUUUGAAAACAAAUUUAUUUGUUUAAUCUAAUUGCAAAUAAAUACUUUAUAAAAUAUUAAUGUUAAUAAUAAAUCCUAAAAAUAUUUAAAUUUUGUGUGGACACAUUUUAAUAUGUUUAUCAAAGGACAAUGAAGAUAUUGAGCGCACUAAAUUGGAUCCAUCUAAAGCUUUUAAGCUCUUUAAAGACGAAAUUGUAAAUUCGGAUGAUGUUGAUUUUUCUGAUAAAUUAGGCCGAUCACUUAAAACUGGAUAUAGACCAAAGUAAGUUGUUGUAAUUCUAGUUUUUUCUUACAUUUAUUUGUAUUAAUAAUAUUAUUAUUUUUAAAUAUCUAUGUAAAGUGGUCAAUAUUGGGAAUUGGCAGCACUAGGGGAAAAAGAAACUCCAUUACGAAAGUAUUAUAGACUGAAGUUGGAAACUGAAGAAUUGGUUCAAGAAAUUAAUUUGUUGCAGGUUUAUACUUAUUUUAUUUUAUAUUAUAAUAAUAAUUUACUAGCUUAAUCUUUUUAAUUAUACGGUAAAUUUAAUUUUCCAUUGGAAAAAACCAUUUUUAGUCACAUAUUAAUGAAAUUAUUUGCAAUGUAUCAUUUAAACUGUAUUAAAAAUACAGCUAUUUUUUUUACCGUUUCAUAUUUUUUUUUUUAAACAAGUAACUAAUAUGUUAUAUUAAUAUAUUGCAUUUUGAACAAAGCUAGUUACUAAUAGUAGUACUUAAUGAAUUAUUUUAAUUUCCCAGUGGUUUAAAAAGCAUAAAAUCAGUAAAAUGAUCAUUAGUGAUUCAAAUAUUCAAGUUGGAAGAUAUAGGGAUCUGUUUUUUUUAGGAAAUAUAUUAAAUUUCUUUCCAAUACAUUAAUUAUUGCUUUUUAAUGUUUAAAUGUUAUAUUUAUACUUUUUCAGUAAAUAGUAAAGUAUCAUCUUAUUUUUUUGUAAAUAUAUAUUUAAAUAUUAAGAAUUAUGAUUUGAAUAAUAUUUGUAAACAUUUUUAUUUCUUUUAGGAUAAUAAAACUGAACUUGAUGAACAGUCUUGUGCCAAUAUAGGAUCUAAUGUACAAUCAAUUUUGCUAAAAUUGUCUACAUUAAAUAUAGAGAAGUCAUUUGAACAACAAUUAGGAAAUUUAGGAGCAUCUGAAAUUGAUAAUUUACAGUAAGCAUAUUUCUAGCGAAAUAGUAAAAAGUAAUAAUCCUUUUUUAGUUUUUUCUUACUUGAAUAAUUACAUUGAAAAAUAUUUUAGAGAAUGGAAAAAAUUUAACAUUUUCAAUCCAUUUAAACUAUUCACUAGUAUUAUAGUAUUGAGUUUUAUUUAAAAAAUAUAAUGUUAUUUAUUGAGUUUUUGGAUACACUCACAUUAAGUUAUUAUAAUAAUUGCGCAAUAUUUUCAAGUUCAUUAGAUUAUUUUCAAUUGUAUGUGUUUAUGCACUAAAUAUAAGUAAUUUAGUUUAGAUAAAAUACUUUAAUUAAUUAAUUUGGUUAAAAUCCUGUUAGGAACACCAAUAGUAAAAUAGAAAGUGGUGAUAUAGAAGAUGUGAUAAUGUAAUUGGGGAGCAGGAUUUUAAUAAAUUUUAGAAAUAGAAAAGCUGUUUUGAUACUUGUAAAAUAAUAAAUAAUAAAUUAAGUAUACAUCAAAUAAUCAAUUAAUAAAUAAAAAAAUAGACUGAAGCUUUAUUUUUUUGUUUAAAAAUUAUCAACAGCUUUUUUAAAAAAAAAUUAUUUAAUUUUGAUUAUAGUUUUUAAAUUAUGUAUUCUAGAAAAUAUGUAGAAACUGUUACUGAAUUAUUGAACAAACAACCAAGCGAUGAUGAUAAAUCACAAGCUACAAAGGCAAAUUUUUCUCAAGCGUUAAAUUUUCAAGCACUUUAUAGACCUAAUAGAGCACAACUUGAUCAAGUAUCUCAAAUUUCUCGAUUGGAAGAACGUUUACGUAAAUUAGAAGCAACAAUUGGAUCUGGUGUUUUAACAUUAGUAAGUAUAAUGGUUUCAGGAUUUUCAAAAUUAACUCAAUUUUUUUGUUUUAAAAUUAAUACUAUUUAUUAUAAAUUAAUAAGUUUUUAUUUCUUUUACAUUUUACCACUCAAACUUGUGUAGAGUUUUUUCUUAAAAUUUACUUAUCCUUCAAAUUAACAACUUAAUAUUUGUGCACAUUUUUAAGGAAAUUAGUAUAUAAUUUACCAUUUUUUAGAUUUUGAGUGGAAUGAAGAAGAUUAUAGUUAUACAAAGAUGUUUAUUUUUAUUUUAUUUUUAUUUUAUCUGUGCGCAACUUUUUUAUCAAAAGACAUGCUCAAAUUGUCACGUAUAUCGCCUUUUCUGAAAGGAAAUCGGUAUGGGGAGGUACUUUAAAGAGGUAAUUUUUCGAUUUUUUCUAGAGCUUUCUUAUUAAAUUUAAAAAAACGAGAACAUUUACAAAAUAUAAUCUUUCGAUUUUUUUUUUUUUUGUGGAAAACUUAACUACCAGCGAUUUUGUUCCAACUUUUAAUGAUAACAAUGUUUCUUAAAGGAAAUUUCAUUAUCGAGGUACUUUAGAGAGGUAAUUUUUCGAUAUUCCUAAAACUAAAAAUACUAUUUUGUAUUUCAAAAAUAUUGUUACAUCCAAAAUUGAAUUAACAACAUACAUAGUAUCAUAAAUAUUUUGAUUCAUUAAUUUUCAUUAUAAUUCAAAAUAUUUCCAGAAACGGUUGGGUGAAUGUGAGAGUGGUGGUUUAAUUGAGGCUGUUCGCUUAUUAGUGGGACAGCUAUCUGUUCUAAAUUCAUCUCAAUUAGAUGCAGUAGAUACUAGAGUUUCCAAUUUAUUACCCAAACUUGAGCAAACAGCUGCAAAAUUAGAAAGUCAAGAUCCAGAAAAAGACAAAAAAAUUAAUGAACUCUAUGAAAUAAUUUUAAAAGCAAAACAAGAAUCACAUUUGUUACCAGAUGUUUUACAAAGAAUGGUAGCAUUAGAGUCACUACAUCAGAAAGGUAAUUCUGUUAUAAUUUUUUUUUUAUAAUAUAUAUCAAACAAAUUUAUUAAAUAUAUUUAAAUAAAAAAUAAUAAUCUAUACAUAUGUAUAAAAUGCUGUGCUUUAAUGGGAGUUAUAGGCAGUUACACACACUAAACUGUACAUAAUAUUAUUAUUAUUCAUUUUAUAUUUAUAAAUGCCGAAAAAGUCAACUGAAUCUAAUUAAUUUUAGUCAUAGUCUUUAAUGUUUGACUUAUUUUUUUUAUAUAAAUAGAUAUACUAAUAUUAUUAAGAAUAAUUAAACAAAAGUUUACUAUUGUAUUGCAAUCAUCAUAUGUUUUUAACGGUGAUUAAUCCUCUAGAUGGGUUUGGUUAUAACAGCCUAAUGGUGCAAGAAUGGUUGCUCUGGGUUAAAAGUCCUGGAAGCUAUGAUGUUCCACAUUAAAAAAUUGUUAUCCUCUUAAUCACUUUAUGGGUCGAAGUUUGAAAAUCCUCUUAGUAGACUUACCAAGUCUCUAUCACAGUCAUCAUAGCAAUGAUUUCACUUUAAAAAAUUAUACCUCUAUUUUAAUCUCCUUAAGGGUUAAAUAUUGAAAAAAAAAAACCUUUAUUUUUGCUAUAAGACCAUUAGUCAAUGUGAAGUAACUUCUUAACUAUAACUUCCCAUAACUUUUUAUAUGGCUCAACUCAAUAUUACAUACAAAUACAGUAUCCUUAUUUUCACCCUUAACUGGUUUUCAAAAUCACAUGUUAUUCAGUUUCUUACUGAAAGCCUAAUAUAAGAUUUUUUUUUUUUUCUGGAUUUAAAACUAAAUUAAAUUCAAUACAUUCAUCCCUUAUUUUAUCCCAUUAGGAGUAGAAUUUCUUAAUGGAUUCCAACUUCAUAAAAAGAAUCUAUAUUCAAAAAAUGUAUAGUUAAAUUUACAUUUUUUAAAAUUUUAAGUUUUUAAGCUCAUUGGUUUAGGCUGUAUGUUGGUAGAUCAUUUGGCCAAGACAAUUCUUUUUAUAUGUAUAGAUUACAAAAGAAAUUAUUAAAUAUAUUUAUUUAAAAAAUAAUAAUUAUAUACAUAUUUGAUGAAAUAUUUAAAUUAUCUAAUUUAAUAUACAAAUUAAAAAUUGCUUUAUUUUAGUGGGAAAACUAGUGGUGACAAUUAACAACCUGAAUGCGCAACAUACAGAAAAUUCUCAAAAUAUUGAAAAAAAUGAAGUAUUUCUCAAAACUAUCGAAUCUCACAUCAACGAAAAUAUGUUAAAAAUCAAUUCUAAUUUGCAAUCAUUAAAUGCACGGGUGGAAGUUGUUGGUGAGAAAUUGAAGUUAUCAGAAACUAAAUAAUUUGAUAAUUGUUUCAAACAAAGUUCAAUUUUUUUUUCAAAUAAAUUAUUAACCUUGCAGUAUAAAAUUCAAUGUUUAUAUUAAUAUAAUUUAACAUACUAAAAUAUGCUUACUAGAAUUUUCAUGUUUACACUAGAAAACAUGUUAUUAUAAAUAUUAUGCCACUAUUUGUGUUUCUAAUUAGAUACUUUUGUUUUAAUUUUCUAUCUAAAUAUAAAGGCUUAGCAAAUAAAUUAUUGUUUUAAAAUAGUUUUUGUGUAGGCACCUUACAACAUUUUUUACACAUAUUUCUUGUAUAUUAACCAAUUGUUGCAGGGAGAAAAUUAGGAAAGUAGUAUACAUAAUGUUAUUUUAUUUAUAUCUGUAAGCAACAUUAAACUAUUGCUAAAAAAAAAUAUGAUUACAAGUAAAGUUUGGUUAUACAUAUUUUGAAAGGACAUAUCAUUGAUUAUAUGUAUAAUCAAUAGUAAUAUUUAGGAUUUUAUUUAUUUUUUUGACCACUAAUUAAAACUUAUAAUGAAUCUCAAAUUAAAUGUUUAAGUGUUGAUUAAAACUAUUGUAUCCACAGAAUACCUAUAAAAUAAAAAUUCUGUCACAAAACUCGCAAGUAUCAAAUGCCUAUAAAUAGCUCAAAAAUCCCCAAAAUGUUUUGAAAAUUAUAUUACCAUGUUUAUAAAAUGCU